GUCUCUGAGAGGCACCGAACUAGUCCAGCCGGUUUUGGGCCUUUUUUGAUUUUCUUUUUCCCUGCGCAGAGGCACCGCAGACGGGGCAGAUCAGCUGGAAAAAGAAGGCGCAGCGACAUCCCACAGGAAAGCGACAAUGCCCCCUUUCCCUUCUGUCCCCUGCUUUGCAAGCUGGGCUUUGGAGCAGUGAGAGGACAGGACCUUUCCAAGGGAAGAUUGGCCAAAAUCCUGGGUCUCAUUGCUUUUCCAGAGCCUCCUCGGUUGGUGCAACAUUGGUGACCAAGGCCCAUUUCAAGUCAAGACUUCUGCAAUGGGGUAUCUGCUGUUCUUCUUCACCUUGGCUUUGGUCUUCCCGGAUCCUGCCCAGCUCCAGCCCUGUUCCUCCGAGAGCCCUUCCCUGGUCCUCCGGUUUGAGGAUGUGGGGGCCGACCAGCGGAUUCUGGCCCAUCAUAGAUCUCCCGGUGCCAUGGACCCUCUCUAUAGCCUGGUCCAGAGCUACCUGGAUGUGGUCCAGCAGAACUCUUUCCCUACAGAUCUCUUGAGGGACGCCUUGAAGGACCCACCUUCUGCUAGCACUUCUCAGAUCCUCCAGUAUCAAACAGGAUACAUCAUCUGUGCCACGAUAGCAGUUGUCUAUUUUGUGUCCGUACCUGUGAUCGGGCUGAGCAUUUGCUGCUGCCGGCGGCGCAGGCGCUGCGGUGGGCGCAUCAAGGCCUACCGCCGUUCCCUCAUCUGCAAACGCAACCUCCUCAUGCUGUGCCUCCUCCUCACCACUCUUUUCAAACUGGCUGGUGUUAUCUGUGCUUUUGCAGCCAAUCAGAAGGUGAAGGAAGAGAUGGAACCGGGCACCCGAGAUGCGCUGCACACCCUCCAGGCUGUGAGGCACCAUGUGAAUGGCAUUCCCCAGGGAGUUCAGAGGGCAGUGGAUCAGUUUGCCGUUCCCAAAGAGCAAAUUCUCCACGACUUGAACAAUGUUGGCUGGAGCAUUGGCAGCACCAUCCAGUUGGUGCUCAAGGGGACGGUAUAUUCUGCCAUGGCGGCUAUGAAGGGCAGAGUGCAAGACCUCCAGAACUCACUGCACCAUUUACAGACUCUCAACAUGACCGUCCGGGCACUGAUCCGGUACCAAGGCGAUCUGGAACCGGCGCUGAAAGAUCGGAAGCGAAGCAUCACUUCCCUUCUGCACCAUCCGCAGUGCGCCUACUGCCUUAGUGUCCUGAGCAGAGCAGAGAGCUUGGAGCUGGGUGCCAACUACCGCAAAGUGCCUUCAGUCGAAAGAGUUUUGAAAACUUUGCAUGGACUCCCCAAAGCCAAUUUCACCGAAAUGAUUCACCAGGCCAACAGGACUUUUAACUCCAUCCCACAACUGACCGAAAAAAAGAUGGAAGAGGUUGUUAGAGACCUCAAGGCGGAGAUAGAGAAAGCCACAAGAAAAAUCCAGUCCAUUGCAGAUGGUUUCCCGAUCUUAGAUCACACACGGCCGAUGAAUGAUGCUCUGAUCAAAGCGGAGAACAGCAGCCGGCCUUACUUGAAGGAAGUGAAGCAUUACGAAAGAUACAGGUGGAUCAUAGGUGUCAUUGCAUGUACAGUCAUCCUACUGAUCGUCUUCUGCAAUCUCCUGGGACUUGCGCUGGGCACUUAUGGGCUGGCAGUACGGGAAGAUCCCAGCGACUACGAAAGCAGGGGAGAAGCUGGAGCCAAACUCCUCUUGACUGGUGUUGGCUUCAGCUUCCUCUUCUCUUGGAUCUUGAUUCUCUUGGUCUUCGGCACUUUCCUGGUCGGUGGAAACGUCCAGACCUUACUGUGCAAGCAUUGGGCCAACCAGGAGAUUUACAAGUUUAUCGACACACCGGGCAACCUGCCUCCUUCCAUGAACAUCUCUCAGCACCUGGGCCUGAAGAAGAAUCUCAACAUAACUACUGCUUACCAGCAAUGCAAGAAUGGGGCAGGUUUCUGGGAAGUUCUGCACCUGGAAGACAGGUAUAAUCUUAAUGAGCAUCUCAGUAUUGCCAAGUACACCACAGAGUUUCAGAAACGUCUCGCCCAUUUCCACACCCGCUUUGAAGAGAUCGUCUUGUUGAAUGCAGAAGGGAGAAAGGACCUGGAGACCUUCAGAGACAGCCAGAUUGACCAGAUAGACUAUGCGGCUUUUGCAGCAGAGAUACGCAAUCCUGUGGUGCAAACAAAUGUGGAAGGUUUGGCCGGGGACUUAGAGAGACUAAGCACGGUUCAGAGCGACCGAACGCUGGCAGAGCGGCUGGCGGAUGAAGCCAAGAAGCUGAAAAAGAUUCAGAAUAUGACUGUCCUUAUGAUGGAAGUCCUGGUCGAAAAGCUGAAAGAAAGCAUCCAGUUCUUAUCAACAAUGGCUCUCGACCUCCAGGACCUCAUAAACAGCACCGAAUCCCAGAUUGGCCAUGCUGAGACCAUUAUCCCUUUAGAGUCUCAGAAGAUCCUGAGACAGGAGCUGAGUUGCUUCGAAAGGAAAGAGAUGGGCUACAUUUCCCAGUACCUGAAUUGGCUGAGGAGUGUGUUAACUGAGGACGUUGCUUCAUGCCAGCCUUUCUCCACUGCUCUGGACAACAGCCGAGUGAUCUUGUGCGACCGCAUUACAGAUGCUUGGAAUGCCUUCUGGUUCAGUCUGGGCGGCUGCACCUUCUUCCUCAUCCCCAGCAUCUUCUUUGCCAUCAAGACCACCAAACAUUUUCGUCCCAUCAGGCACCGACUUGUUUCUACUGGAUCAGAGGAAACCUACCCCUUCCACAUCCCCCGCGUAACGUCUCUGCGGCUGUAGGAAGCCUCUGCGUCCAGAUAUCCAGAGAUUUCCUUGGGAGAGUGCCUGGAUCCCUCCAAGGCUGGCCUUCCUUCUCCGCCGCGAAUAUAUCUUGAGAGUGAGUUUUCAGGAAGAAGACUUCUCUUGGACUCAGAACCUAUUCUCCUGUCAUCAUUAUUCCCUUCAUCAUGGAUUUUGCUUUGGCUGAAAGUAUCCCUUCUUGGUAUUCCUUCUUUGGUGGGGAAUGAAUGAAUAAACAUGUCAAUGAUGGCAAGACAGA
This is a messenger RNA of Sceloporus undulatus (fence lizard), 3050 nucleotides long. RefSeq names its product prominin 2 (gene PROM2). The record is from RefSeq and is a predicted model, not a curated record. Bases 311 to 2791 code for a protein of 826 amino acids. NCBI's taxonomy places the organism in Eukaryota, Metazoa, Chordata, Lepidosauria, Squamata, Phrynosomatidae. The transcript is spliced from 24 exons. Gene Ontology annotation, molecular function: cholesterol binding. Gene Ontology annotation, cellular component: apical plasma membrane; cell surface; cilium.